This is a messenger RNA of Adineta ricciae, 534 nucleotides long. Lineage: Eukaryota; Metazoa; Rotifera; Eurotatoria; Adinetida; Adinetidae. The record is from the annotation of a GenBank genome assembly.
AUGUCAACAACACUUACAAGCUUGCGAAGAAGUUACAAUGAACACAAAGGAUCUCUCUAUUUCUGGGAUUGGGAUGAACGAAGAGGAUAUACCAUUGAACAAGAUCAACUUGUUGAAGAUUUCGAAUCCAUUACAAACGAUUCAGAUGAGAAGAUCAUUCAAGUUACCAUCUACAAAACGCCGUUAAGUACUUGGCAGCUAACGCAAGCGGUUCUGUAUCACGCAUUCGUGGUACUUGAAACGGAAAACUGGUAUUAUUCAUUGGAAAUAUCGGAGAAGUGCGUUACAAUGCAGCGGUCAAAAUCCAAGGAAGACGUCCGCGAUUCUUAUCCUCGCGAAAGACUUCGAAAUGUUCUUCGUGGGGAUACACCGGAACGCAUCAGGAGAGCCAAGGGCAAAAAGACAAUGAGCGAAGUGAUGAAAUACAUCGUAGACAAUGAAAUACUCGACCGAAACUACGAAGUGCUCGUAGACGAUGGUCAGAACUGUCAAACCUUCGCUAAUAGUAUCUUCCGUCACUUCACCAAACUCUAA